AUGCUUCUCCUCCAUCUCUCCGUGCUGCUCCUGCUCACACAGCCCUGGAGAUCCCUGGGAGCAGAAAUGACAUUCUAUUCCCAGCAAACACUGGCCAACGCCUGUACCCUGGUUAUGUGUAGCCCCCCGGAGGGUGGCUUGCCUGGUCGUGAUGGACGAGAUGGGAGAGAAGGCCCCCGGGGAGAGAAGGGAGAUCCAGGUUCACCAGGACUAGCAGGACAAGCAGGAAUGCCAGGACCAGCUGGCCCUAUUGGGCCAAAAGGAGACAAUGGCUCUGCUGGAGAACCUGGACCAAAGGGAGACACUGGACCACCUGGGCCUCCAGGUAUGCCUGGUCCAGCUGGAAGAGAGGGCCCCUCAGGGAGGCAGGGGAGCAUGGGACCUCCAGGCACACCAGGCCCCAAAGGAGAACCUGGGCCCAAAGGAGGAGGGGGUGCCCCAGGCAUGCAGGGCUCCCCAGGCCCUGCAGGUCUCAAAGGAGAAAGAGGUGCCCCUGGUCAGCCCGGAGGCCCUGGACCUGCGGGGCUGGCAGGGCCUGCUGGAGCCAUUGGUCCACAGGGGUCUUCAGGUGCCAGGGGCCCCCCAGGACUUAAGGGGGACAGGGGUACUCCUGGAGAAAGAGGAGCAAAGGGUGAGAGUGGGCUUGCAGAGGUCAAUGCUCUCAGGCAGCGGGUGGGAACCUUAGAGGGACAGCUACAACGCCUCCAGAAUGCCUUCUCUCAGUAUAAGAACGCGGUGCUCUUCCCUGAUGGCCGGAGUGUCGGGGAGAAGAUCUUUAAGACGGCAGGCUCUGAAAAAACGUUUCAGGAUGCCCAGCAGGUCUGCACACAGGCUGGAGGACAGCUGCCCUCCCCACGUUCUGCAGCUGAGAACGAGGCCUUGACUCAGCUGGCCACAGCCCAGAACAAGGCCGCUUUCCUGAGCAUGACCGAUACCAGGAAGGAGGGUACUUUCAUCUACCCCACGGGGGAGCCCCUCGUCUAUUCCAACUGGGCCCCCCAGGAGCCCAACAAUGAUGGCGGCUCAGAGAACUGCGUGGAGAUCUUUCCCAAUGGCAAAUGGAAUGACAAGGUCUGCGGAGAGCAGCGCCUCGUGAUCUGCGAGUUCUGA
Molecule: messenger RNA, 1110 nt
Organism: Budorcas taxicolor (takin)
Lineage: Eukaryota; Metazoa; Chordata; Mammalia; Artiodactyla; Bovidae
Product: pulmonary surfactant-associated protein D
Exons: 7
Coding region: 1-1110 (369 amino acids)
Biological process (GO): surfactant homeostasis; positive regulation of phagocytosis
Cellular component (GO): rough endoplasmic reticulum; multivesicular body
Source: RefSeq, a predicted model, not a curated record